Molecule: messenger RNA, 1514 nt
Organism: Culex pipiens pallens (northern house mosquito)
Lineage: Eukaryota; Metazoa; Arthropoda; Insecta; Diptera; Culicidae
Exons: 7
Coding region: 197-1483 (428 amino acids)
Biological process (GO): sensory perception of taste
Cellular component (GO): membrane; axon; dendrite
Source: RefSeq, a predicted model, not a curated record
GCGUGAGGGCUCCGCGCGGACAUCCUGGGGGACAUUCGCGCCUUCAACAAAGUUCAUUACCGUUCCGGGGCCGUAAGCGUGUGCGCGUGUUUGAUUCAUUUCUGCAGUGUGAGUUUUCAUUUUUUUGCUUGCAACCCUUUUUUCCCACCUCGAACUAUAUUCUGAACCCGGGUCCAGCCCGGUUCCGGUCGGGGUGAUGAAGGUUGACGACGGCGAUGGCGGGCCGCGUGCAAAUUCCGACGACGGCCUCAUAAAACACCUCAAGCCGCUGUAUUUAGUGUCGAAGGUGCUUUCGCUGAGUCCGUUCCGGCUGAUUUAUGGCCCCAAUAAAGGAGCCCGGCCGUCCGUCCCGGGCACGGUCCAGUCCCUGGCGGCGCUCGUCCUGUACGGCAGCUUCCAUCUCUACAGUAAUUACAAUGACGACUUCAACGGGAGCAACAGCGGUGCUGGGAGUGGCGGCCAGGGAGCAACACUUCCGGUCAACGGAACGGCGCCGAACGGCGAGGGAGGAAACUUUGUGUCGGUGAUGAUUGACGUCUACAGUCGGUACUCGGGCCUCGGACUGUACUGGGUGCUGGUCGCAGGUGCCAUCGGAAACCAACGGAUUCUCGUGGCCAGCGUGGGGACGCUCGUAGAAGUGGACGAGAUUUUCGAGCGCCAGCUGGGGAUUAGUGUUAACAACGCGCGUUGGAAGAGACUCAUUUGCAUCCAAACGGCGCUCAUUGCCGGGCUGAUCGGGGUUUUCGAGUGGUUCAACUGUUUAAUGUAUCUGAGCGAUUACCAGCCCGCGUCCGAGUUCUGCCUGCCGCAGUGCUACAUCACCCUGAUAACCAGUGUCGUGGGCGAGUCCCAGUUUGUCGGUUACGUCAAACUGCUCGAAAUGCGUUUGCAGCUCAUCAACCAACUUCUGGCGCGGCUUAACGAGCUGGACGAGCGGGGCGAAAUUAUUCAAAGCAUUAAAAAUUUAUACUCACAUUUGCAUUUAUUAUCGCUCAAUAUGAAUAAAGCGUACGGCGUGCAGUUGAUUUUCACGCUGGCAACACUGUUCAUCACCGUGACGACCCUGCUCUACCACUGCACCAUGAAAGCAAUCAGGCUUUUGCUGCGCCAUCCCGCGACGAGUGAGGACGCGGUUCAACGCGCCUGGACGCUGCUGAGUGGACUUCUGUGGGCCAUGGUUUGCGCGUAUCGGGUGUUCCGAAUCUGCAACAGUUGUAACUCCGCCAAAAACGAGGCUCAACAAAUUGGGUGCCUCAUCCACGGCCUGGGAAUACACUCGAAAUGCAGCGACACCAAAGCUAUGGUGAAGCUGCUUUCAUUGCAACUGCUGCAGCAAAGAGUGGAUUUCACCGCAUGUGGACUGUUCAGCAUCGACCAUGGAUUGAUCUUCAAUAUGGUUGGAUCAGUAACCACUUACAUAUUGAUUCUGUUACAAUUUGAUAUUGCGCAAAACAAGUCUGACUGGCAAAUGGUGCCACAGUAAAUAUCAAUAUCAAAUUUAAUUAAUCAUUUGA